AUGCCCGCAAAAGGAUGGAGAAAAGAUGAGCAAGAAUCGAACAUGGAAACUGCAAUUGCUAAUCAAGGUAUUUCAAUAGAUUCGAUUCUUUUCCCGAAAUCGACGAUUAACAAGUUGGCGAAAAAAACUUUGGCAGAUGAAAGUGGUGAUCAAAACCCAAUGAUAUUGGCCAAGGAUUCACAAACGGUAAUACAGCGAUCAGCAGUUGUUUUCAUAAAUUAUAUUUAUCACAAUGCAAAACAGUACAUAAAGGCGAAGGGACGGAAGGUUGUCAAUGCAGACGAUAUCAUUUUAGCCCUACAAACUGCCAACUUCAACAGCUUUGUUCCCGUGCUGCAGGAAGAGUUGGAGAAGUUUAACCGACGUAAAGAACUAAAGCAGAAAGAGAAAAUGUAUAAAAAGCAGGCGAAAGCUGCAGCCGGAACAGAAAAUGACCAUGUUGAGAUUGGUGAUGUGAGUACUGAACCAGAAAACGAUAAUGAAAGUAAAGCUGAUGAUGAUGAUGAAUCUGGUGACUCGACCCACCAGAAUAAAAGAGCAAAAAGAGAUGAAAGUGUUGCUAAUAAUAAUGAAAAUUCGGCACCAUCGCAAGAUAAUAAUGAGAGUGUGUGA
This is a messenger RNA of Brettanomyces bruxellensis, 612 nucleotides long. RefSeq lists its product as uncharacterized. Gene Ontology annotation, cellular component: epsilon DNA polymerase complex; CHRAC. Bases 1 to 612 code for a protein of 203 amino acids. Lineage: Eukaryota; Fungi; Ascomycota; Pichiomycetes; Pichiales; Pichiaceae. The record is from RefSeq and is a predicted model, not a curated record. The transcript has a single exon. Gene Ontology annotation, biological process: DNA damage response; heterochromatin formation; leading strand elongation. Gene Ontology annotation, molecular function: protein heterodimerization activity; chromatin DNA binding.